This is a messenger RNA of Adineta ricciae, 2466 nucleotides long. Lineage: Eukaryota; Metazoa; Rotifera; Eurotatoria; Adinetida; Adinetidae. The record is from the annotation of a GenBank genome assembly.
AUGAAACAUAUACCAGCGAACGUCAAGAAUAAGUAUGAAAUACUUGGAAAGAUUGGUGAAGGUUCUUACGGCGUAGUUCUCAAAGCUCGUAAAAAAGAUACGAACACUAUCGUUGCCAUCAAACAUUUUAAACAAGCACCUGCCGGCAACUGUCCCGAUAUGGAUAUCAUUGAACGGGAGUUGAAAGUACUUCAGUCGCUUCGAUUUGAACAUGUCGUAGAACUACUUGAAUGGUUUCGACAUAAGAAACAAUGUUUUUUGGUGUUCGAAUAUGUUGAAUGGAAUAUGUUGCAAGUUCUUCAGGAACAUCCUGAUGGUUUAGCAUUAGACCGAGUACGGCAGUUGUCGUAUCAACUGUUUAGUGCUAUUCAUUGGUGUCACACGCAUGAAAUCAUUCAUCGAGAUAUUAAACCGGAAAAUCUACUGAUUUCAAAAUCUUUUUCGUUGAAAUUAUGUGAUUUUGGCUUUGCGAGGUUCUGUAACACCCAAACAACGGCUGAUUUCUACACUGAUUAUGUUGCAACAAGAUGGUAUCGAUCACCAGAAUUACUCAUCGGAUCACCAUACGGAAAACCAGUCGAUAUUUGGGCAUGUGGAUGUAUUAUGGCAGAACUAGCUACUGGUCAAGCAUUGUUUGGUAUUGCAUUUACUAUUUCUUCUCAUACCGUGAUUAUGAAUAUUCUUUUUUUUCCAUUAGCGGGUGAAAGUGACAUCGAUCAGUUGUAUCGCAUACAAAAAUGCUUAGGACCGCUGCCAGCUAAGUAUGUAGAAGCGAUGAAAACCAAUCCAAAAUUUGAUGGUUUAAAAUUUCCAACUAUUCAGCAGUUGAAUACCUUAGAACGACAGUUUGGACAUAUAUUUCCCGUUGAUCUUAUGUCGGUGUUCGAAGGAACUUUACGUUUGUAUGCACCUGAGCGUCUUGCAUCGGGAGCAUGCGUUCAGCAUAUAGCGUUUACACAUUUAAACCAAAAACAACCAGUGAGACGAUCGCGUCAGCAACGUCCAAAAACCGUUGUUGGUAUUGUUGAUAUGCAUCGAACUCAAUAUGAUAACAAUAACAAUAAUCCUGAUUUAGUUAGUUUUAAUGUACCUUAUGGUGAUAGCCGUAUAAGUAGAUGGCGUGAUGAUACAAGCGAUAUUCAACCUCGUCAUCGAUCUCCUGCAUCAUCUAUAAACAAUGGCAUUGAUAACACCACAGAAAUAUCUGUUACGGUUCCUUCUUCACUCAUUUUACAACCGAACAAGUAUCGGAGUAAUACACAGUUGAGUGAUCAAGCACCUGCUUCACAACAGCAACAAUCUAAAACGGAUUUAACAUCUACAAGUCCUCGAUCAUCAUUGAGUGAAGACCAUGUGCAACCAUUUCCUGUCAACUUGACGAGUUCCAAUGACUCAAGUGAUGACGACGAUGUCAGUAAUGUUCUUUCAAAUAACAAUCGCUUACGACGCAAGUAUGUCAAAGCUCCGCAAGAAGCUCCUCUAUCACUACUGUUAAAUCAAUCGCAAACAGUACCUGAACAAUCACAGCCUACGCUAUUAUCAUCUUCAACAUUGAAAGGAGUCUUAUUAAGACCUAAACAGCACCAACAACAGAAACAAUCAGCGCGUGUUUCUCAAACAUCAUCAAAAGAUGCAGGUAAAAGAUUGAAACGAUUCACUACUGAUACAACAGAAAAUCGUUGGCAUCAACAAAUGCCCGAAUCAAAUAUACAUCGUUUAUCUAUGGCUAUUGUACCAACUCUUAAUACAAAUGCUUACGGUAUUCCAGUAAAUAAUAACAGUAGUCAUAAUCUAUCGACAAUGAAGCUAUCACAACAGAAGGAUGAUUUUCAUAGUAAUAUCCAACCGAGAUCGAAAUCAAGAGAUUUAAUUCGCAGUCGAACUGUUGAAUGCCAUCCACCGCUGGAAACAAUGUCAAAUCUUCAACGAGCACCUUCGAGACAAACUGCAGUUUCCACUUACCAAAUGGGAUCGGACAUCAUGGAUCAAACUGACAUAGAAACUACUAUAUCAGCCACACACCCUUACACUCGUCCUAUGGAUCAACCACAACAGCUAAAUAUCAAUAAAUAUUCGUGUACUCCAGAAUCACGAAAAUCUUUGUAUGCUAGUGAUAGUCAUUUGAUCAAUACAAACACGUACGGUUCAUCUUUUUCUCGGCCAUAUUAUCACCCUACUAAAGGUGAUUUUGCUCACAUAAGCAAAAUUCUACUUGGACCUCAACGAGAUCCCAGUCAUGAUUUGAUCAAAACAAGCAAAGCGUUAAUCAAACAAACGAAAACUACAUUUCCAAAACCAUCCUUAGAAACUAAUCGAAGACAACAGUCAAGUAGUAAUCUUUUCGGUGUCUAUCCAUAUACUCGAACAGGUGUUCGUCAUGCUCAAGAUACUGCCAUAACCACAUCUUUUCAACGUCAACAAUCAAUCCGUUUACCAAGCACGAAAUCGCGUCUUCACGAUCGUUAA